Scomber japonicus (chub mackerel) is the source of this 1689-nucleotide messenger RNA. It is a transcript of the gene nox1, whose product is annotated as NADPH oxidase 1. NCBI's taxonomy places the organism in Eukaryota, Metazoa, Chordata, Actinopteri, Scombriformes, Scombridae. The transcript is spliced from 13 exons. Gene Ontology annotation, cellular component: NADPH oxidase complex; plasma membrane. Gene Ontology annotation, molecular function: superoxide-generating NAD(P)H oxidase activity. Gene Ontology annotation, biological process: defense response; superoxide anion generation. The record is from RefSeq and is a predicted model, not a curated record. The coding region runs from base 1 to 1689 and encodes 562 amino acids.
AUGGGUAACUGGAUUAUCAACAAUGGACUAACGACCUUCAUAUAUGUGGUCUGGAUGAGCAUCAACAUUUUCCUUUUCGUCUGGUUUUAUUAUAUCUACGAGUUGCAGGAUCGGUUUUUCUACACGCGUCAUAUUUUAGGGUCCGCUUUGGCCUGGGCCAGGGCUCCUGCAGCGGUCCUUAACUUCAACUGUAUGCUGAUCCUCCUCCCGGUCUGCAGGAACCUGCUGUCUCUGAUCCGAGGCUCCUUCAUGUGUUGUGGCAGAACAAUGAGGAAACAGCUGGACAACAAUUUAACUUUCCACAAGCUGGUGGCUUACAUGAUCGGCCUGAUGACAGCUGUUCACAUGAUCGCCCAUUUGUUGAACGUGGAGUGGUACAACAACAGCAGACGGGGUGUUUAUGACAAACUCAGCACUGCACUGUCCAACCUGGAGGAUACAGAAAACACCACCUACCUGAACCCCAUCCGAACAACAGAUGUUACGCCAACCUACUUAGUCUUCACCACCAUCGCUGGCCUCACAGGGGUCAUCAUCACUCUGGCCCUCAUCCUCAUCAUCACCUCCUCCAUGGAGGUCAUCAGGCGCAGCUACUUUGAAGUCUUUUGGUACACGCACCAUCUCUUCAUCAUCUUCUUCGCCGGUCUUGUCUUCCAUGGAGCCGGGCGCAUUGUGAGGAGUCAAACGACAACUGAUCCGCCGCACAACUUCACCUUCUGUAAAGACCGCAGUGAUGAGUGGGGGAAGAUUCCUGAGUGUCCCAUCCCUCAGUUUGCUGGAGGGUUUCCACAGACCUGGAUGUAUGUGAUCGGUCCAAUGGUUCUGUACAUCUGUGAGCGUGUGGUACGCUUCAUUCGUUACAUGCAGACAGUCAAAUACAGGAAGAUUGUGAUGCGGCCGUCUAAGGUGCUUGAGCUGCAGUUGGUGAAGGAUGGCUUCAAAAUGGAGGUGGGUCAGUACGUCUUCCUCAACUGCCCAGCCAUCUCACAGCUGGAGUGGCACCCGUUCACCAUGACCUCCGCCCCCGAGGAGGACUUCUUCAGCGUUCACAUUCGCUCAGCUGGGGACUGGACAGACAAGCUCAUUGACAUUAUGCAGCAGCUGCCAGAGGGGGCACAGGGACCAAAAAUGGGUGUGGACGGCCCCUUUGGCACAGCCAGCGAGGACGUGUUCGACUAUGAGGUCGCCAUGCUGGUCGGUGCCGGCAUUGGAGUCACUCCCUUCGCCUCCAUCCUCAAAUCCAUCUGGUACAAAUUCAAAGACUCCAACCCGAAUCUGCGUACCAGAAAGAUAUACUUUUAUUGGCUUUGCCGGGAAACACACGCCUUUGAGUGGUUUGCUGACCUCCUGCAGAUGCAAGAGAAGGAAAUGGAGGAGAGAGGCAUGGGGGAUUUCCUCACUUACAAACUCUACCUGACUGGGUGGGAUCAAAGCCAUGUUUUUCACGAGAAUGUUAACUUUGAUAAGGAAACAGAUGUAGUCACCGGACUCAAACAGAAAACUAACUAUGGCAGACCCAACUGGGACAAAGAGUUUGAACAAGUCCGCAAAGAGAACCCCACGUCUGUGGUGGGAACGUUCUUAUGCGGCCCUGCAGCUCUGGCCAAAGUCUUGGCAAAGAAAUGCGCCAAAUACUCAGACGUGGAUCCUCGCAAGACCAAAUUUUACUUCAACAAGGAGAACUUCUGA